Molecule: messenger RNA, 3755 nt
Organism: Paramecium sonneborni
Lineage: Eukaryota; Ciliophora; Oligohymenophorea; Peniculida; Parameciidae
Source: the annotation of a GenBank genome assembly
CUUUAGAAAGUGAUCUAGAUAUUUCAGAUAUUUAUGUAUUAUUAGGUGCUUUAACAAAAGAUUAAUGUAAAGGUGACGAUGAUUUUUAGAUACCAGAUUUAAGAUUAACUUUGGAUUGAUUCUAUUCAAAAUGCAAAUCAAAUAAUUACAGAGGUUUAAUCAAAAGACUUCGAUAAUGAAUGAGGCAAAUUACGCUAACUCAAUCUAUCUUGUUUUAAUUUGCUCAUCAUUUAUUGCAUAUGUAAAUUCAAAAAGUAUUAUUCAAGAUGAACAUCCUUUUCAGGCUUAUAAUUAAGCACUUUACCUUUUUUUGCAGCAGCAAUACCAUCAAGUAAAAAUGGGGGCUUGAUUUUAGAUUUUUAUAGUUACAUAUAUAUAUAUUAUAAAUGAAUUAUGCAAACCCAUUUUCAUUAACAUCUUAUACUAGUUUUUUAAGUCCAAAAGACUAACGUAGCAGAUUGACUAGUUUCCAAUCUAAUAAUCAAUCCAUUAAAUCAAAUAAAUCUGUAUCUCCUAAAAUGAAUUUUAUUCCACAACCUUAAUUCCUUAAGACACAAUAAUUAUCUCCUAAAUCUUAAUUCUUAUCAUAACAUCAAAAUCAAAAACUUACAAAAAAACCUAUUGAAAGAAUUAAAUAUGUUUCUGAACAUACAUCUACUCCAUAUUUAUACAUUCAAAAAAAACAGAAUUCAAUUCACUUUCCUGUUUUACCAAAAUUAUCACCUGAAUCUAAAAUUGAAAGUCCUAAAAUUCCAAAUAUUAAUAUAAUGACUGAACCAACUAUUAUAAUUGAAGAAUAAGCAGAAGAAUAAGAAAGCAACGUCAAAUAAAAAAAACAAUUACAAUUACUCUUAAAUAAUAAUUUAUUAUAAGUCUCUUAAUUAUCACAGAAUUAAGAUGAUCAAUUAUCAAAUAGUAAAUUAUCAAUAAGAUCUAGAUUUAAAAAAGCUGUGUAAAAUUCCUUUCAUUCUCCACCAAGGAAAGUAUUAUAUUAUAUAUUUAGUCCUUAUUUAAUGUAAUUAUAUCCCAUGAAUUUAAUGUACUACAUGAAGAAGAGAAACCUUAACUUUUAAAAAAAUUUGAACCAGGCAAUUAAAUUCUGGCUUAAAAGUUUACUAUGAAAAUUGAAAAAAAUGUUUCAAAAAAUUUAAAAUAUAUAAAAGAUAUUCAUCUAAAAAAGCAAUUUGGACUUAUUAAUUUAGAAUAAUUUAAUGUCUCUACUAAAGCAUUUUAAAGAAAAAUAAAUCUAAUUCAUUCUACAUCUUCAAGAAGUCUUAUGCAUUAAGAAUAAUUUUCAUUAUUACCCAAAUCCUCAAGAAAAUCUAUUCAUAGUAUUAGCUCAUAAAUAUAAAAUAAUGCAUUUUUUAUUAAUUCCAAUAAGAAAUUAGAUAAAAUUAAUUAAAAUUAAAAAUCACGAAAUUCUAAAGAAAAAAAGUAGAAUUUAGAUUAAACAAUUGAAGUUGAAAAAACUAAAUUUCAUAUCAUUAUUACAUAUGAAAAUGUUGAAAAAUUAUCUUUCCAAUUUAAUAAACCUCAACAUUUAAAUUAAUAAAAAGUUAUUACUGAUGAAAUAGUACCUCUACUAUCACCUUAAUCACCUAGAUAAAUAAUACCAUAAUCUUUGAUUUCUUUAAAGAAUCUUUCAUCAAGCAGAUAACUUAAUUAAAAUUAAUCUUCAAGAAAUUUAGUUGCUAAUAAAAUAUCUAAAAUAUCAAUACCUAGUGUAUUUUCAGAAGAAGCAGGAUAUAAUCUUGAUCUCAAAUAUGAUUUUAGUAAAGUAAUUAUAUUUAUAAUUAAAAAAGCCUAAUCUAUAUGUUAGAGUUUACUAUUAAAAUAAAUUAUAUAAAUUGAUGUAAAAAACUAAUUAUACAAAAUCGAAUUUAAAAGAAAUAGAAGAAAACUUUAAACCUAAAAUAGCCCUCAGUAAUAGUACCAUUAUGACAAAUGUUUAUACAGUUAUGUCUACAUCAGAAUAAGGUAUCAGAUAAAGAAAGAUUACAAAUGAAAAUCUCAAUGAUAAGUUCUAAUUUUUAGGGAUUCAAUUAUCAAAAUAUAAUAUUGAAAAAGAAAAAAUAAUUUAUCAUUAUGAUGAUGAAUAUUCAAAUAAAUCUGAAACCUUAACAAGUUAGGAUUCUGAUCAAGAUAUUUCAUUAGACAAUUUUUUAGAGAGUCCUAUUUAUAAUAACAGUAAAUUAUCAUAUAAAAAAAAGUUUAGAACCAAAAUCAAAGUAGAUUAAUUCUUUAAAGAGCCAAAAAACUCUAUAUUAUUAAGACUAACAUAAAUAAUAGUUAUAAACUUAAUUCAUUAAAGAUGAUCCCAUAGAUGAAAAAUGUAAAUAGUUUUCUUAUAAAUAGAAUUAUCAACUGGAGCUUUGAUUUUGAUUAAAAAAAGAAUGGCAUUUUAAAUACCUCUCUUUCUCUAACCAAUAAUAAGUAUAUUAGAAUAGAAAACUAAAAAUCAUCUUUUAACUUAUAAUGUAAUAAUGUGUGACAAUUAUAAAAUGGGAGUUUUGACUGAUAAACAUUAAAAUGUUUAUGAAAAAUUGAUUAUUUAUUAAAGAAACUCAACUUUAAAUAAAGUUAUCUGUUAGGCUAUUGAAUUUCGUUAUCCAAGUAUAUUAAUUGGAAGAUACAAUUGUUAAACAAGAAUGAUAGAUGUUGAACAUUAAGAUCCUAUUUCUUAAACAAUGAUACUAGAAAAACAGGAAAAUAAAUAGGAUAAGUCUGAUACUUUACCUUAAUAAUAGACAUUGAUAAAAAGUUCUGCAAGAAUAACAUCAAAAGAAUUGAAAGAUUCAAUCACUAAAAGAAAAACAAUUAAUGCAAAAAGAUAAUAGGGAUUAACUAAAUAAGAUUCACUUUAAGUUACUUAACCAUAAUAAUGGAAUAAAAGAACUAUAUUAUCAGGAGAGUUAACGAAUCCACUUACAAUCACAAAUUAAUAAAAUACUAAUUUAUUUACAUAAGCUUCAACAGUUAUGAUUACUAAACCUACUUUAGCAUCUCAAUAAUCUGUGUUUAAAGUACCAAGUUCUAAACAUAUCGAUCUUAAUAGUUCAUAGUAAGAUAUUAGUUCGUCUUUUCACUCUUCUUAAAAUGAUGAAUCUAGACGUUCUAGUAAAAUAGAAUAAAUUUAAAAUCAACAUUCUUCUUAAACUUAAUAUGCUUAACCACCUUAAUAAUAAGUAUUGAAAAUGCAAAAUUAAAAUGAAGAAAGUUUUAAAAGUGUUUAAGAAUAAAAAGAUAAAUUUCAUUUAUUACAAGAGAGCAAGGUAUUUGUAAUAAGAUGAUUUAGAAUGCAUUAAGUAUGUAUAUGUAUGCUUUAAAAAUGAGAACUCAUAUUAAAGAAUCUUAACGUAGAUAAAAAUUAGAUACAAAAUAAUUAAUUUAAUUAGCUAUUUAUGAUUAUAAUUUUACAGAGGUAUUAAAUUCCAAUAAUUUGUCUUAGUUUAUAGAUAAUAUUUAAUUAAUUCCUGAAAUGUAAAUAGAUGUUCCUUUAUAAAAUGGAAAUACUUAUUUGAUUUUAGCAGCUUAAUGUGGAUGUAAAGAGAUUGUUUAUGAAUUAAUAAAAAGAGGAGCUGAUAUCAAUAUUUAAAAUGUAUUAUUUUACUAAGGAAGGAUAGAAUGAUGGUAAUACAGCAGUUCAUUUAGCUUUAGCAUAUGGUCAUUACUAAAUUGCAGAUAUGUUAAUAUAGGCUGGAGGAAACACUCAUAUUUUGAAUAAAGAAGGAUUAAAUGCAUGGAGUGUCUUAUGA